AUGGAUUCAGAUAAUAAUGUUCCUACUGCUAAUAAUAAUAAUUCGUCUUUGGAAGAAAGUGUAGUUCUGUCUACAACAUUUCCAAUUUGUGCUCCUUCGACAGAAAUUGAUACUACGAUAUCUACUACACCUAAAAUAAGAUUAUCAAAAGUUGAAUAUAUUCAACGAAAAUCUGAACGAGAAGCAAAAAAGGCAGAAGAACAAGCAAUUAAAGCAGAGAAAAAACGUCUUGCAGAAGAAUUAAAAGCAAAAAAAGCUGCAGAACUUCAAUUAGAAAAAGCACGUAAAGCGGAAGAACUUCAAUUAGAAAAAGCACGAAAAGCAGAAGAACUUCAAUUAGAAAAAGCACGAAAAGCAGAAGAACUUCAAUUAGAAAAAGUUCGUAAAGCUGAAGAAAAAGCUCGAAAAGAAGCAGAAAAUGCAAAUAAAAAAGCUGAACAAAUACAAAAAAAAGAACAAAAACAAGCAGCAGCACAAAAACAAGAAUUACUUCAUAAACAAAUGGCAACUUAUAUGAAUAGAUUUUUUAAACCAAUUGAUAAACCUUCACAAAAAGAUGGUCAAACAUCAACAACAAAUAUUAAUAAUAUUGUUCAACGAUGUACAGAUAUUUUUGAUCAACUGGUUUCGAAACAGGAUAUUAGUUUUGUAUCGGAUAUAAUUGAAAAUAUAAAAUCAAUGAAAAAAAUUGAUAUUGAAAUUAAUUUACGUCCACGUUUGAACAGUGAUUCGAAUAGUAGUCUUAUAACGCUUACAGCAACAACUGCAAGUAAUCCAUAUGUAUUAAAAACUCGAUAUAUUCAUUUUCCAGAAAAAUAUUUUAAUCGUCCACCAUACUAUGGAACAUUUAAAAAAGCUUUAAAUGUUAAUAUUAAUCCAUUACAACCAGAAGCAUCUAUUGAUAAUGUUGAUUAUACAGUUGAUUCCGAAGGUGAAUGGGAAGAACCAUGUAAAGAUGGUGAAGAACUUCGUUCGGAUGCUGAUGAUUUAAGUGAUUUAGAAGUAAUGGAUAGUGAUAGUGAUACUGAUUCAUUUAUUGUACCACAUGGUCAUUUAUCAGAUGAUGAAUUAAAUGAAGAUGAACAACAACAAUCUAUAUCGACAAAACAAGCUCGUGAAGCAGCUAAAUCACAUGUAUGGGAUAAGAAAGUAGCACGUUUAAAUCAACAACGAGAAUUAAAACCUUUAUUUGGUUGUAUUUAUGAUCCAAUAUUAGAUGAAAAAACAAAAUUUGAAUUAUCAAAUUAUUUUCAUCAAUUUCAAAAAAUUCUUGUACCAAAAGAAAUUCUUCAACGUAUAGAACAAGAUGAUAAAGAACAAGAAGUUAAUGAUGAAAUAACAUCAAAGAAAGGCGUAUCAAGAAAAAAAUCAUUAAAUUCUAAAAAAGGUCCAACUACUACUACUGAUCAGCAACAAUCUUUGACAAAUAAUCCUUCAAUUACAACACCAACAGUUAAACGUACUGGUUCAAUAUCAAACAUAGUUGAAGGUGCAUCACCAUCAAAACGUCGUAAAAUGAAUUCAAAUGAAAAUUGUUCAAUAAUUGAUGACUCAAAUGUUAUUAUGACUGAUAUUGAAGGUAUAAAUACAAAUAAAACAAGUGUGCUAGAAGAUGCAAGUAAUGUUUCGGAUAUAAAAUCUUCUCCACUUACAAUUAUUUCAAAUGAUGAUGUUAAACUUGAUAGUACACCAAUAUGUACACUUCUUAUACCAAAACGAAAACAACCAUCUGCAUAA
Messenger RNA from Rotaria sordida, 1737 nucleotides. The record is from the annotation of a GenBank genome assembly. Lineage: Eukaryota; Metazoa; Rotifera; Eurotatoria; Philodinida; Philodinidae.